Messenger RNA from Gallus gallus (chicken), 2367 nucleotides. RefSeq names its product tumor necrosis factor receptor superfamily, member 10b (gene TNFRSF10B). Gene Ontology annotation, cellular component: cell surface; plasma membrane. Gene Ontology annotation, biological process: TRAIL-activated apoptotic signaling pathway; positive regulation of apoptotic process. Gene Ontology annotation, molecular function: TRAIL binding. The record is from RefSeq and is marked validated. NCBI's taxonomy places the organism in Eukaryota, Metazoa, Chordata, Aves, Galliformes, Phasianidae.
ACACAUCGCUCCACUCAGCGAAGCUGUCAGCUCGUGGAGUUCACGUCGUGUUCGGGCCGGGUCCCAUUUUGGACCAAACCCGUUCCUAACUCGGUCCGAAUCCGGAUCUCAGCCCGGGCGCAGCGCGCUCCGCUCCGCGCACGAUGCGCUCAGCUGCGCUCCGGUUGUGCCCCGUUCUACUGCUGCUCUUCGCGGAGGUUCAGUUGGGAUCUGCUGCAGCAGUGAAGAAGAGGGCAGACAGGUCAGACCUCCAGAAGCCAGACCUCUACAGAAGGAAGUGUCCUAUGGGCACCUAUGAGGCAAAUGACUCCAUCUAGUGCCUCCCAUGUAAGAAAGACGAGUACACCGAGUAUCCAAAUGACUUUCCCAAGUGCCUGGGCUGCCGGACGUGUAGGGAAGACCAGGUGGAGGUGAGUCCCUGCAUCCCCACCAGGAACACGCAGUGCGCUUGCAAGAACGGCACCUUCUGCUUACCUGACCACCCCUGUGAGAUGUGCCAAAAGUGCCAGACCGAGUGCCCCAAAGGACAAGUGAGGUUAGCUCCGUGCACGCAACACAGCGACCUGCUGUGCGGUCCACCCUUGGAAAUCUCCUCCAGCUCCUCCACUUUAUGGAUCAUCAUCACCUUCACUGUGCUGCUGGCUGUGAUCCUGGGGCUCGUGCUGGUGUUCUGGAAGAGGUGCUCCUCCAGACACCACGGUGCAGGGGAUGAUGGAGAGCUGAGCUGGAAGCCCAGCGCCGUGGUGAACAGACUGUUGCAGCGGCUGGGGAUUCAGGACAACAGAUGCAAUGAGCAGAUCUACCAGAACCAGCAGCAGCAGGAGCUGCUUUUCACAGCGCAGGGCUCAGAGGUUCCCCAUGGUGUGGAGAUGGAGGGGACGGAACGAAGAACCCCAGAUCCCAAAGUGGAAACCCAGAGGAAGCUGGUUCCAGUGCUAGGAGAGAACCCCAUAGCCCUUUUGCAUCGCUCUUUCAACACCUUUGUCGACUAUGUGCCCUUCCCGGAAUGGAAGAGAUUUGGCCGAGCCCUCGACCUGCAGGAAAACGACCUUUAUCUGGCAGAGCAGCACGACAGGGUCUCAUGUGAGCCGUUCUAUCAGAUGCUCAACACGUGGCUCAACCAACAGGGCAGCAAAGCCUCUGUGAAUACGCUGCUGGAGACCCUGCCCCGCAUCGGCCUCAGCGGCGUGGCAGACAUAAUUGCAUCCGAACUCAUUAGCAAGGGCUAUUUCCAGUACGAGGUGAGCUGAGGGGCACGGCCAGCCCCGCGUCUCCCCGGCUGGAGCUGAAGAUGUGAAUUCCUUUGAGAACCCUUAUCUUGAUCUCUGUGACAGUGCUCUCGUGGCUCCUUUCUCCCUGAGCCAUCGCACAGUUCAGCUGAGCCUGGAGGAGUGGAUCCCAUUGGGAAGCAAUUGGGGUCUUCUCUGCCACACUCAGCGUUGGUGCUGCCUUAUGGAAGCCAAGCGAGUGCCUUGAUUUCAUCUGGCCAACGCAAUGAGCCAAAAGGUCUUCCAAACUGCCUUUGAGAUCAUCUGAUUUGCAAGCACUGAUUUCAUACAGACCUCGGUGCAGAGCUGCACCUUUGCUUGGUGCAGGCACUCACUGGUUCGAACUGGAUCCACGUUUUGAAGCUUUUUAUUACUUUUUUUUAGUGAUAUUUCUGCUUGUAGAACAUCUCCGAGCGCACCGUCAUGCUUAGCACUGCAUGCCUGGUGGGCGAGCAUCUCUGGGACUCCUGGGUUACCCCCUACAGUCUAUUUAGAGUUGCAUUCGUAGCUAGUUCUGCUUGCCCUUAGGAGUAGACACAAGAGUAUAGCAGUGGGGUUGGUGAUCUCCAAGGUCCCUUCCAACCCAAGCCCACCAUUGUACGACUGUAGGCGAUGCGGGCGCGAUCCAUCGGCGCCGAGGCUGCCCUAAUAGGGCUGGUGGAGGCUGGGUCGGUUCAUUCCCAUUGCCAGGGCUCCUCCACCUCCAGGGACAGCACACAGCUCAGGGAUGAGGUGUUGCAGCCCUCCUGCACGCCUUGGCUGGGUGAUGGUGCUGCAGUCCAACCCCGGGAGCUCCCCCUGUGCGGGCGCAGGGUUGUGGGGAGCCCCUCUGCACCCCUCUCCGUCCUCUCCACCCCUGUGCCAAAUACCAGCAGAACUUUUGUAUUUAUGUAUUUAUUAAUUGUAAACACGUACAUUGCAUUAACUUAAAAUAUAAUAUAAAAAUAGCUGUUUUUUUUUUUUUUUUUAAUUUUUUCUUUUUGUACUAUGCGUGACGGUGUGUUUUUAUACAGAGCUCUGGCCCAGCCAGUUAGUUUUAUCCAGUUUUUUUUUUUUUUACAUGUGUCUUUAUGAAGAAUAAACUUAAAAACAACAAUCC